UCUGCAUAUGGCUCCAUGAAGGACAUCUCUGUUUACAACAUGCUGGGCCUCAGUUCUUCACAGAUCUAUAUCGUUGGCAGGCCUUCGAAGAAAUAUCAAAACCAGUGCCAGUUCCUGAGUGAGGGUUACGCAGCACACCUCUCCACCCUUCAGUUUGGGCACAGAGCGAGACCCAAGAAAUCCUCGUCUGUCCGCAUGGUCCUGAGGAAAGGCUCUUUUGGUCUCUCGGCAAAGUCUGACUUCCUUUGCAAGCGUACCCACCUGCGCAGAACCAUGUCGGUGCAACAACCCGACCCACCGUGCACCCCAAACCCCAAACCCGAGCGCGCCCAGAGCCAGCCAGAGUCAGAUAAGGACCAUGGAGGAGCUGGAGGUGGAGGCAGUGCACAGGGUACAUGGGGACGGAGCUCCAUGCAGCGUGGCGACACCACACCCUGAUGUUAAAAAAAAUAAUAAUAAUAAUAAAGAUUGAAGAUUUGUGGAGAGAAAAGAAGAUCAAAGGCCAAGCAUCAGUUCUCCAGCCCAGCUUUACCGCCUGAUUGCCCUCCACACUUUGCCGCAUGUUUGGUCCUUUUUUCCUCGCCUCCUUGUUGGAUACUGUCUCAGUAUUUGUGCCUCAAUUUUUAAACAGCUGCCAGGGAUGGUGUCGAAUAUUCUGAAUGCCUGUGUUAAGCCCAGACUUUGACCUGGGAACACUCCUGCACAUGCAGGUGGUAAAAUAUGUGCUGUGACUUUAAAAGGAGAUCUCACUAGAAACGUGGUCCUGCAUCGUUGCCAGUGUAAAUAUUUGGCACACAUCCUGUGUGCAUGGACACAGAAGUAACAUGACAUUCCAGCUCAACCUGUGCGUGAGCUGGAUGAGUCGACCUCGGGGAGCAGAGACCUCCAUUUCGCUUUUUGACCUCCAUUUCGCUUUGCGACUUGCUUUAUCUGACUCUUCUUCCCUUCAGCCAGUCAGGCAGAAGACGCCUUUUGACGGCCCCUGAAGACACAUUUGCACUAUAAGAGUACACGUCCGUAGUUCUUGUAUUUGUAAUUUUACACAAUUCACUCUUUGCAUCGUGGAAACUGGCACCACUGACAUUGUUAACCUCUAUUAGGUUGCCAGUUAUUGUGCUAACGUCCUCCCAGAAUGCUUUCACAUACUUUUGCUGCAUUGGAACUUGUAGAGUUGUGAUGAAAUUUGACUGUCUCGUGAACUCCAGGUUGAAGUGAGUCUUAUUGUGGCUGUAUUAAAACAAGUCAGACUUAUUUUUCUAUAAGAGAUAUUGUACAGACAAAUAUUUUCAAUGUGUUUUUCAGUCGUUGUUGUUUCACUUGAAUGUUUGAGUUUGCCUUAAACUGUAUUUGGCGUUGUGCACAGGU
Thalassophryne amazonica is the source of this 1365-nucleotide messenger RNA. RefSeq names its product membrane-associated phosphatidylinositol transfer protein 3-like. Gene Ontology annotation, molecular function: phosphatidylinositol binding; phosphatidylinositol transfer activity; phosphatidylcholine binding. NCBI's taxonomy places the organism in Eukaryota, Metazoa, Chordata, Actinopteri, Batrachoidiformes, Batrachoididae. Gene Ontology annotation, biological process: phospholipid transport. The record is from RefSeq and is a predicted model, not a curated record. Bases 16 to 438 code for a protein of 140 amino acids. Gene Ontology annotation, cellular component: cytoplasm. The transcript has 3 exons.